Molecule: messenger RNA, 699 nt
Organism: Maylandia zebra (zebra mbuna)
Lineage: Eukaryota; Metazoa; Chordata; Actinopteri; Cichliformes; Cichlidae
Source: RefSeq, a predicted model, not a curated record
GGAAAAGGCCCCUGAAGGGAAACGCCUCAGACUCCGACCAAUCUCCCCCAAGGAGGCCCUCAAAAACUAAACGGGGCUCAGACUCUGACCAGUCUCCACCCAGGGGGCAGCCACCGAGUGGAAGGGACUCGGAUGGAGAUUUGUCACCACCUCGUAGGCCAGGCCAGUCACAGGGCCAAAGGAUGCUAUCUGGUGGAAAGGCAGGCCUGGUUUCUGUGGACAUUCUAAGGAAAGAGCAAAAGGAGAACAGACGCAGAGAAAAACACAAUCAGCCACUUGAAGAUGAAUCGCGUAACGCUCAGGCGAUUUUCAGAGACAAAAGUGGCAAAAGCAGGGAUCUGAAUUCAGAGAGAAAUGAACAGAAAAAGAAAGCUGGUGAAAAAGCGGCAACAGACGAGAAAUACGCUCAGUGGGGAAAAGGGUUGGCACAGAUCCAGAUGCAUCACCAGAAACUUAAGGAAGCGCUGCGCGAAGCCCUUAAGCCACUUGAGGAUCUUGACCGCAUGUUGAGAGAACAGGAAAGAGAAGGCGAUCCUAUGGCUGCAAUGCGCAGGCGUAAAAAGGACCGUGGCACAAAAACACAAGAUAUUUAACUCAAAGAGAAGAGGACAGGAUUCUCCUGUCAAAAAGACCCGGCAUGACUCUCCAGACAUCUCUCCACCAAAGAGAAGUCGGAAGUACUCUCCGGAUGUCUCUCCU